This is a messenger RNA of Exserohilum turcica Et28A, 675 nucleotides long. RefSeq lists its product as uncharacterized. Lineage: Eukaryota; Fungi; Ascomycota; Dothideomycetes; Pleosporales; Pleosporaceae. The record is from RefSeq and is a predicted model, not a curated record. The coding region runs from base 1 to 675 and encodes 224 amino acids. The transcript has 3 exons.
AUGCGCACCUUUGGUGUCUACUUCCUACGCGGACUAGUCCCGUGGAUCGGCUUCACCAUCUACACCGCCGUAGGAGCCAUGCUGUACUCGUUCAACUUUCCCAGUGGCGACGAUGACCCCCGCUGGCAGGAGAAGGCUCGCAACAGCGUCAUACAAGGCUGUAACUUUCUCAAGGAGAUGAAGACGCAGUGGCCCAUGGCCAAAACAUGGUUCGAUACCAUUCGCCGCAUGCAGGCCUACUACCGCUCCAUCCUGGGCCAGGAUGGGCCCGCUUCCCCAGAAGAACGCCAGGCUCUUCGUCACGCAAUGAUUGACUACGGCGCAUUACAGCCCUCACCAGUCCAAAAGCCAAAUGAUUCCUCCAGAGCACCCGAAACCCCAUUGGUAGCUUCGAGUCUUUCGCCCCAGGAACACCAUCAACAUCGCAAGCCCAUUGUCGCCAACAUUACCAAUCCGUCACUUAGCAGCCCGCUUCCUACCACUGCAGCCAUACCCGGCGGAUAUACGCCGGAUUUCUCAUGGAAUACACCACCCGCUGUUCAGCCUCUCGAGGCGGAUGAGACGUUCAAUCUCGAUUCUUUUGACCUGACCAACGAGGAGCUCGAGGCAAUGAUGAUGAACGCUACCCAGGAAUUUUGGGCUAGCUUUCCUGGUGAGGUUGGCGUGGGAUAUUAA